CUCUCUUUUAGGGAAUAUGAAAUUAAGUUAUUUGAAGAUGUUAUUUUUGUUGGGUUGUAUCGUAUAUUUUGGCGAUAUCACAAGUCUCAGUAAUCAUUUUGUGGAUGCUAAAAUAUUUAAAAAUUUCAGCGAAUUUGAAAUUGAAGAACAACUUAAAGUCAUCAACAAACCUGCAAUGCAAAUUAUUAAGACUACACAAGGCGAUUUAUAUGGAUGUGUGGAUUUUUAUAAGCAACCAGCGUUUGACCAUCCAUUGAUGAAAAAUCACAUAUCCCAUUACAAGAUGCAGGAGUCACCAAUCCUACAAAAAUCAAGAUCAAAUAAUGAAAAAUUUGGUUACUUGUGGGAAAAUGGCAUAGGAUGUCCCAUUGGUACUGUACCCAUAAAGAGAAUUUCAAAAGAUGAACUCUUGAGACUUAAUAUGUUCUCUGAUAAAUUUAGGCCUCAAGGUUCUUGGAAUUUCACUUAUAGCCAAUAUAAUGUUAAUGCUAAUCAACAUCAUUUUGCAGUGUCUCGUACAAAGACAAAAGGAAAGAGUUACUAUGGAGCAGCAAUGAUAAUGACAGUAAAUGAUCCUAAAGUUGAAUUUGAACAGUACAGUUCAGCUCGUAUGCACAUUCAGAUUGGAGAUGAUUUUAUUCAAGCUGGUUGGACUGUAAACCCAAAGUUGUAUUCUGAUAAAAGAACUCGAACUUUUGUGUAUGCGAAGAUAGGUGAAAACCAAUGUUAUAACAACAUGUGUUCAGUUGGGAUCAUUAUGGUCCGUCCGGACAUUUCUCUGGGUAUGGAUUUAGGCCCUCCUGCGAUUCGUGGUUCUCCAGUAGGUGUAUAUUGUGAAUAUGGUAUAUUCAAGGAUAAGGCAAAUGGUAACUGGUGGCUCAAGUUUGGAGGACACGAUAUUGGGUAUUGGCCAGAAAAAAUAUUUCAGGAGAGUUCGGCCACUAAUAUCGAGUGGGGAGGAGAAGUAUAUAGUGCCAGUAUGCCGAGUCCUCAGAUGGGAAAUGGUCAUUUUCCAGUAGCACGGACAGGGUAUGAUGCCAUUAUAUUUAAUAGAACUAUAGUUGAUGAAAGUUUCAAGAUUGUUGAGAAUAUAGAUAGAGAGGCAUUUUCAGAUAACACUCGUGGUUAUAACCUGAUAGAUGGUACAUUUUCAGAGCCACAUAUGAUAAAUAAACUAAAUUAUGGAGGUCCUGGAAAUAUCUAAAAUUGAGAAGAUAAUUACUGUAAAAGUUAAAGGGAAAUCCUAAUAAAUAUAUUGUAAUCGAGCAACUAAAAAUUUAU
Molecule: messenger RNA, 1281 nt
Organism: Capsella rubella
Lineage: Eukaryota; Viridiplantae; Streptophyta; Magnoliopsida; Brassicales; Brassicaceae
Exons: 7
Coding region: 17-1204 (395 amino acids)
Source: RefSeq, a predicted model, not a curated record